CCGCCUGCUGGCGUAUCUUUAGGCUCUGGCCCGACUAUCCAAGAUCGCCGGCAUGCUUCAAUCUCUCCUCCGACCAACUCUAGUCGUCCACAGCUUUACAACCCUGCAUUAUCACCCUCGCGUCAGCCUGGUUCAACAGACUCUGAAAUAGCUAGCUUCAACGUUAAUGGCACCGUCGUAACGCUUUCUCAGGAGCAGGCGCGUCGGCAGGCUGAAAAAGCCGCUGCUGCGUUAGAUGCUCGUGAACGAGCCCGUCGAAAGGCCGUAGCCCUAAGCCAAAAUCCACGUCGACUCGGUACCUUAUCGAAUCAGCUGACAGGGAAUCGGCGCACUAUGCCCUCUCAAAAUAUUCCCAAAUCACGUUCAAACUCUGCUUCAUCAUCCUCCUCCUCAUCAUCGUCUGGCUCUUCCUCUUCUUCCUCUUCUACAUCUGGCUCGAGUUCCGCAUCUGGAUUCGGAUCUGGCUCUGGAUCUGGCUCGAGUUCAGAUUCGGGCUCUCAAGCAUCCUCACCCUCGCCUUCAAACUCUCCUGGCAAAUCAGCUCGGGACAGGCGCGAGGCUAGAGUUCCCAACAAGGCUAAUCGACUACUCUCACAGCAAUCACAGCAGCAAAAGACUUUUCCUGGGGCUCGUGCUCCAUCGAGUGGGAAAUUCCGCCAGGAUGAAUUGAACAGAGAUGAACAGCAAGACCACUGUUCGUUUGGAAUUAUGUCUCGCAAACGAAGUCACGCUAACGCCGACGACUUCACUGCCACUACUGCUCCUCUGGCCACUGAUAGACAUAAACGUCCCAGAGUUCUGCCUCUUCCUCCUGGACAUAGUUCCCACCAUCGUGACAUACAAGAUGACUCUUCAGAGCCUCAGCUUUUACCACCUGGUGCAGCGGCUCGGCGGGAAGAGGAGCGCCGUUUGCGUCAACGAGAACAGCAGCACAUGAUGAUGAUGUCUGGGCAACUAGAACGGCCGCGAUCUCGUGGCCGCGAAACAAUAGGUGAUCGCGAUCGGGGUCGGCUUCGUCAGCCUACAGGCCCUGCAUCAUGUGAUAUGUCCGGCCCUGGAGAUAAACAUAUUGCUAGAAUGGGUUCCGGUCUCCGUGAUAAAGAAUGGAUCGCACCUAUUAAUCGUGAUCGCUCCUCUCGCGGUCCUCCUUGUGCCGAUCUGGUAAUACGCACGCCGCAUGGCCUACCGGUUGCGGAUGGCGCUUACAGUCAACGCCGAUCUCCGCACGGCAGGACUGCAUUCAUAGGUAACAUCUCUCCGGGUGCUGGACCAGCGUCUACCAGACCACUCGAUCCCGAUCGAGAUCGCGAUCGAAAAAGGGAUCGUGGAGGACCGUCACCCUGGUUUGAACGUGAUUCAAGACAACGGCAUCCCCCAGAGUCGGAUCGCUCGGGAACUGUAUGGUCUGAGAUGUCGCAGCGCACCUCUGGAAGACACUUGAGCUCCGGAAUCGAGACCGGCGAACAUAGCCAAGCACGCAGAGACCGAAUGUGCCGUGAGCCAGAAUUGAGUCGAGCUCGAGACCGCGAUCGGGAUCCCCGCUCAGAUUGGCGAGGAACUGGGUCGGACAGAUACACACAUGAGCUUGAGAUCUUAGAGGCACGCAGGGCUGGCCAUAAGGUAUUUACUGAAACGGAUAUCGCCGAUGAAGAGGAUGAAGAGCUGGCUCGACGUCGAAGAGACCGGGCUCGAAGCAGAACACGUGGACCUCGUGGCGAUACGGUAGAGCCUUUUGGCGAAUCUACCAGCCUGGCUACAGAAAAACGUUUAAACGAGCUACGCCAACGAUUGAAUAUGGUGGAUGAUGCGAUAGCUGAAAUUCGGGCUGGCACUGAGGAUGGUAAUUGA
This is a messenger RNA of Protopolystoma xenopodis, 1848 nucleotides long. The record is from the annotation of a GenBank genome assembly. Lineage: Eukaryota; Metazoa; Platyhelminthes; Monogenea; Polystomatidea; Polystomatidae.